Botrytis cinerea B05.10 is the source of this 1327-nucleotide messenger RNA. RefSeq names its product Bcadi1 (gene Bcadi1). Gene Ontology annotation, molecular function: acireductone dioxygenase [iron(II)-requiring] activity. The record is from RefSeq and is a predicted model, not a curated record. The transcript has 4 exons. Lineage: Eukaryota; Fungi; Ascomycota; Leotiomycetes; Helotiales; Sclerotiniaceae. The coding region runs from base 345 to 875 and encodes 176 amino acids.
GCUCCUUUUUCAUUCAUGACCAACGGGGUGAAUCUAGGUACCUACUCACAAUUAUGAGAUUCUCAUCUCAACUGAUUGGGGUGCGCCGUUGUGGUGCGAUGUGAUGCGAUGUGAUUGUGUAAUCCUAUUUGUGAAUGGGUGAAUGGGUGAAUGGCGUCAAUCUCAUCGGGCGCAGACUUUUUUUCUAGGAAUUUCCAUUUAUUUGACUCAGGCUUCCGCUUGGAUAUUUUGUUUACUCAAAACCAACAAAAGACAAAAUAACAAACCGCAGCUUCUUUAUAUCAUCCACUCAUAGAUAUCGAAACCAAAUCUACACAUACUCAGUCGAUUAACUGAAAUUCAAAAUGAGAGCUUACUGGUUUGAUAACGAGGAGGGCGACCAACGGGAACUUCACGACUCGGGCCGCGACGUUAACCCUGAGUACUUGGAGAAGCUCGGGGUUCUCUAUUACAGAUUCGCAGAUGAGAAAGAUGUCGACAAGCUCGCCUCUGACAGAAGCUACAAGAAUCGCGAUGUAAUUACGGUUUCACCAGAGAAAAUGGGUGAUAUCUACGAGGAGAAGGUCAAGUCGUUCUUCAAUGAGCAUUUGCACGAAGAUGAGGAGAUUAGAUAUAUCAGAGAUGGAGCGGGAUUCUUCGAUGUCAGGAGUGAGGGCGAUGAGUGGGUUCGCAUUAGGUUGGAAAAGGACGACUUGAUCAUUCUCCCAGCUGGUAUCUACCAUCGUUUUACCACUGAUGCAAACAACUAUAUCCAAGCAAUGAGAUUGUUCAAGGAGGAACCCAAAUGGACUCCUUUGAACCGUGGUCCGGACGUUGACGUCAAUCCAUACCGCAAGGAGUACUUGCAAACUGUUCCUGCAAUUGCAGGCCAGUAACGGAAGAGUGAAGAUGAAGGGUAGAUGAUGGUUGGAUGGAUGUUGGACGACUACAUGAUGGAAGUGGAACGGCGAUAACGAAGUAAUGAAGCACUGCAAGCUGAACGCGAUAGCAUAUGAUAAUAGGUAGCAAGAAGACGAUUUCUCGGUCUUCAACAAGUUGUGUAUGAGUUACAAUUGAAACAAUGCACAGUGUUGUCGCAUAGAUGAAUAGGUAGGCAUGGCAAAAGUCAUACAUAUAUGUAACCUAGUUCGUACUUUGUAUUCAUGCCAGUUACCUACAUCUGACUACCGUCCUAACUGUCUGAACUAUGUGCUCCCAUCCCAUCCCGUCAUGAGCGUCAACCAUCCACCAAGGUAAAGAAAGAUUCCGACUUACGUCAUAUCGUGCCGUGCAGUGAAUGAAGACAUAAGAUAGACGAAUUUUUGAAGAUGAUAAGAAAUUGUAAACA